Messenger RNA from Punica granatum (pomegranate), 2641 nucleotides. The record is from RefSeq and is a predicted model, not a curated record. Lineage: Eukaryota; Viridiplantae; Streptophyta; Magnoliopsida; Myrtales; Lythraceae.
AGUGAAAACCCCGGAGAAGAAGAGAAAACCAACCUUCUCGUGGUCUAGUUGAACAGUAAACAUGCUUGAAUUCUUAACUCUCGCGUGCUUGAAUUUCUAUCAGACAUUACCACCGAGACUCGUGUGUAGAGUAUGUGGCCAGUUUUCCCUCCUCAAUCCGACUUUUAUGGUUAUGCCAUGGAACCAUAGGAUUUACGAGCACGAGUAGGGUAGCCAGUGACAGACGGAAGAGAGCAUCGUCGCGUCCCCGUCGGAAACAUGCCAUGCCCGCUGACGGCGACGGCCGUUAUGUCUCCCUAACCCUUCCGCUAACCGCCGCUGCCCCCAUUUGCACUUCCACCCCUCCCGAGAAAACCGAUUACUCCACGCGGAAACCUUCUCGGCCAUCCGAUGGAUCCCCCUUACGUCAUCUCAACCGCUCCUCUCGUCCUCCCUUCCUAGUCCUCACUCUCACUGUACCUACCUACUCCCACCCCUCUCUCUCUCUCUCUCUCUCUCUCUCUCUCUCUCUCCCCAGCUUCUAGAGAGAGAGAGAGAGAAAGAGCUCAGAAAAUGCCAUCCAUUCAUGGCUGUGGUUACACCAUUUAUGUCCACUGUAAUAAUUGACUCCUCUUCUUCCUUUUCUCCUCCACGCGUUGGUUUCCAUUCUCUCUCUCUCUCUCUCUCUAGAUUGUCCAAAAUGACACCGCUGCGCACGCUUGACUUGGAACUCUCGACCUUCUUCUACUGACAUUGUCGUCAGAUCCAAUACUUGUCACUCCCGAUAACAAUUCUCUCUGAGCCUGAGUUCCCCGUUUCUGCGAUCCGAAGAGUCAACGCGUAAUCCGAGGGAGAUGAACUCGGUGACCGGCGAUGUCGGAGGAGGCAAUGUAGGGGAGCUGGGGAAUAUGGCCGAUCAAGUCAAGGAGUUCAUGAAAGGAGCGGCGGAGAUGAGCGUCGAGAUGGCAAAGGGGUGCCGGGACAUAGUGAGGCAGACGCUCGGCAAUGAGAACUCCUUCCUGGUGAAGUACUUCGGGAAGGAAUCGUACAUUGUGAGCAGAAUUCGGGGGCCCUGUGAGGCGGCCUGCCAGAGGUUGAAGUGUUUCAAUGACUACUUGCCCGAGGAUAAGGAUCCUGUGCAUGCUUGGUCAGUGAUAUGCAUCGUGCUAGUUCUCGCUGUUGCCGCUCUAAUAGUCAAUACUGAAAACAAAGCUUCUGCACCAUUAGUGAAGAAAGUUUCUCUACAUCCUCCAACUGCUACCCGUGUAUUGCUUCCAGAUGGUAGAUACAUGGCGUUUAGAGAGCAAGGUGUUCCUGCUGACAGAGCUAGGUUCUCAAUGAUUGUCCCCCACACUUUCCUUUCCUCGCGACUUGCAGGUAUACCGGGACUUAAGGGUUCAUUACUGGAGGAGUUUGGCAUUAGAUUUAUAACUUAUGAUCUUCCUGGUUUUGGAGAGAGCGAUCCUCAUCCCAAAAGAACUCUUGAGUCAUCAGCUUGGGAUAUGUCUCUCUUGGCAAAUGCCUUAGAAAUUAAAGAUAAGUUUUGGGUAGUAGGGCAUUCAAGUGGAAGCAUGCAUGCUUGGGCUGCCCUCAGAUAUAUUCCUGAUAGAGUAGCAGGUGCUGCAAUGUUUGCUCCCAUGGUUAAUCCAUAUGACCCACUUAUGAAUAAGGAGGAGAAACGUAGAACUUGGAACCUGUGGACAAGAAGAAGAAAAUUCAUGUUCUUCCUAGCGCACCGGUUUCCUAGGUUUCUUGCCUAUUUCUACCAUCAGAGCUUCUUGUCUGGGAAGCAUGGUCAGAUGGAUAAGUGGCUAUCACUAUCUCUAGGAAUCAGGGACCGAGCUCUGAUUGAGGACCCAGUGUACGAAGAAUUCUGGCAAAGAGAUGUUGAAGAAUCGAUUCGACAAGGAAGCGCCAAACCAUUUGUGGAAGAAGCUUCUUUACAGGUGUCUCGUUGGGGAUUCAGUCUUGUAGAUCUCAAACUACAGAAGAAAUCGCGAGGUAAAGGCAUCCUUGAUUGGAUCAGAUGGUUAACUUCUCUGCUCAUUGAAAAGCAGGAGGAGUUUACUGGCUUCCUCGGGCCUAUACACAUAUGGCAGGGGAUGGACGAUAGGGUGGUCCCACCAUCAAUGAACGACUAUGUGCAUCGGGUUUUGCCUGGGGUUGCCAUUCACAAGUUGCCGUACGAGGGCCACUUUACUUAUUUCUACUUCUGCCAUGAAUGCCAUAGACAAAUAUUUACGACGCUCUUCGGGACUCCACAAGGCCCCCUGAAGAUUACGGUUGUUGAAGAGGAUGUAACUGAAAACAUAUAGUGACGUUGAAGAGCAGGAAGAAUCUGAGAUUGCUACUGAUGUUGCCACGGACUAAUUGACGAUUACCACUUAAGGUUUGUUAAAUAAGUUCUGAUGUACAUAUGCCUCAGGUUUAGUUUUUGAGAAGAGUUCGUUGUCUAUUGGGUUUGCGAGAUAUCUGAUGAUAGCAUAGCAUUUUUAAUGAAAUUUAGGGAAAACAAAAGAUCCAAAAGAGAUGGGCGUGACUACAUCAAGAAAUGAUUACAAUUGACGAUCUGUUGUCGAUGCAUUGCUGAUAAUAAAUUGACCUAAUGGUUCUUAUAAUUAGUUUGAGAUGUUUAUGGGAUGCGGUUCAUUUUUCCUUUCCA